GCACAACACAAUAACCAAUAAUAGUAGUCAAAAUUAUUCUUUAUUCUCCACCUUUUGCAGUAUAUGGUCAGACUGUAGUACAUUUUGAAAAUAUGAUGAAUAUUUGAUACUAUAAGAAACAACAUUUUUCCAUGUAAAAAAUAGAAUGCGGAUCAUAUGGGUGACCCGCAAUCCACCCGCCAUCCACCCACAUAAGUGCGGGUGGGAGAUUUAACAAUCCGCAAUCCACCCACAUCAAUCACCCAUUGCAUGCGGGUCGGGUUAUUUGCGGGUGGAUCGAUAUCAAUCCACGGAUUAACCACCCACGUGCCCACCCCUACUAAAAGGGUGUGGAAAGACUUUUAAGGAUUAGUGGAAUGGAAUGUUGUGCAAACAUUACACCAUCUAUAAAAUUCUUAUUCCAUAUGCUAAAAAGGUAGUAGAAAGAAAUAUAUACUAAUAAAAAGGUAGAAAGGAAUAUAUACUAAUAAAAAGUGGAAUGAAUGACAUGAGCCCUGAAACAUUCCUAUUUCAGACAAAUAAAAUCAAUAUUGACAAAGAAUGCGUUUUCCACACAAAUUGGUAAUUUAUUAUAUUUAUUUUUGUCAAAUUGAGCUAUAAAAUGAUGUAAGAACCGGUCCACUUAGAAGUUUCCCAAGGAAAAAGGAGGAAGAAGAGAAACACGGAAUGUAAAAGUCAGGAGCUUGUAUUAUAAUACUGGAUAAUAAUUUUUUUAAUUUUAUAAAUAUCAGUGUUUGUGAAAUUGUAUCGUAUAGAAAUUCUAAAUUGAGAGAAAUUCUUAAUUUUAUCAUCAUAGAUUUCAGGCGAUUUUCUUGAAAUGCCAUUUUCUUUCGAUUUUGAAUGCUACGGAUCAGUGAUUCAAACCGAGGCUAUUCUCCAUCGAUGGUGAAGUCUAUAGAACCUAUUCUCCGCCUACAAUUAAGUCCAUUAGGCUACAAUUUGGGGGAAAUACUUUUAGGAUGACAUUUUCGUAAAUUUUAGGUCGAUUUUUUUUUGAAUGUCCAUUUUACUUGGAUUUUGAAGGCUACAAAUCACAGAUUCGGCCUAUGACUAUUCUUCAAGGAUGAUUAAGUCAAUUAAGCACCAGAUUUGGGCGAAUUUAUUCCAGGUCAAUUUUUUUCAGAUUCCAAAGGGGUAUUAUCACAUAUUUCGAGUAAUUUUCCCGAAAUGACAUUUUCUUUCGAUUUUGAAGGCUACGGAUCACAGAUCGGGCAAGAGGCUAUUCUCCAUCGGUGGUGGAGUCUAUGGAUCCUGUUCUCCACCGACAAUUAAGUCCAUUAAGCAACAAUUUGGGGAAUUACUUUUAGGAUGACAUUUACGUAAUUUUUUGGGCGGUUUUUUUUCGAAUGACAAUUUUACUUGGAUUUUGAAGACUUCAGAUCGCAGAUUCGGCCCGAGACUAUUUUUCAAGUAUGAUUAAGUCGAUUAAGCACCGAUUUGGGAAGAUUUAUUCCGUGUCAAUUUUUGUCAGAUUCCAAAGGGGUACCAUCACAGAUUUCAGACGAUUUUCCCGAAAUGCCAUUUUAUUUUCAUUUUGAAAUCUACGGAUCACGGAUUCUACCAUGGGCUAUUCUCGACUGAUGGUGAAAUCUAUGGAUCCUGUUCUCCACCGACGAUUAAGUCCAUUAAGAAUCAUUUUGAAGGAAUUACUUUUAGAAUGACAUUUUGGUAAUUUUUUGGGCGAUUUUUUUUCUUAAGGCCAUUUUACUUGGAUUUUAAAGGCUAAAGAUCACAGAUUCGGCCCGAGACAAUUCUUCAAGGAUGAUUAAGUCCAUUAAGCACCCAUUUGGGAAGAUUUAUUCCGGGUCAAUUUUUGUCAGAUUCCAAAGGGGUACCAUCACAAAUUUCAAGCGAUUUUUCCGAAAUGCCAUUUUCUUUCGAUUUUGAAUGCUACGGAUCAUUGAUUCGGCCCGAGGCUAUUCUCCAUCGAUAGUGAAGUCUAUGGAACCUAUUCUCCGCCUACAAUUAAGUCCAUUAAGCUACAAUUUGGGAGAAUUACCUUUAUGAUGACAUUUUCGUAAAUUUUAGAGCGAUUUUUUUGAAGGUCCAUUUUACUUGGAUUUUGAAGGCCACAAAUCCCAGAUUCGGCCUAAGACUGUUUUUCAAGGAUGAUUAAGUCAAUUAAGUACCGAUUUGGGCGGAUUUAUUACAGGUCAAUUUUUGUCAGAUUCCAAAGGGGUAUCAUCACAGAUUUCGGGCAAUUUUCCCGAAAUGACAUUUUCUUUUGAUUUUGAAGGCUAUGGAUCACGGAUCGAGCCAGAGGUUAUUCUCCAUCGGUGGUGAAGUCUAUGGAUCCUGUUCUCCACCAACGAUUAAGUCCAUUUAGCAACAAUUUGAGGAAUUACUUUUAGGAUGACAUUUUCGUAAUUUUUUGGACGAUUUUUUUUUCAAAGGUCCAUUUUACUUUGAUUUUGAAAGCUACAGAUCACUGAUUCGGCCAGAGACUAUUCUUCAAGGAUGAUUAAGUUCAUUGAGUACCAAUUUGGAAGGAUUUAUUACGGGUCAAUUUUUGUAAGAUUUCAAAGGGGUAUCAUCAUAGAUUUCGGGGGAUUUUCCCGAAAUGACAUUUUCUUCCGAUUUUGAAGACUACGGAUCACAGAUCGGGCCGGAGGCUAUACUACACUGAUGGUGAAGUCUAUGGAUCUUGUUCCCCACCGACGAUUAAGUCAAUUAAGCAACAAUUUGGGCGAAUUACUUUUAGGAUGGCAUUUUCGUAAAUUAUUGGGCGAUUUUUUUUUCGAAGGGCCAUUUUUCUUGGAUUUUGAAUGCUGCAGAUCACAGAUUUGGCCUGAGACUAUUCUCCAAAGAUGAUUAAGUCCAUUAAGCACCGAUUUGGGCGGAUUUAUUCUUGUUCAAUUUUUGUCAAAUUCCAAAGGGGUACCAUCACAGAUUUCGGGCGAUUUUUCCGAAAUGACAUUUUCUUGAGAUUUUGAAGGCUACGGAUCACUGAUCGGGCCAGAGGCUAUUCUCCAACGAUGGUGAUGUCUAUGGAUCCUGUUCUCCGCCGACGAUUAAGUCCAUUAAACAACAAUUUGGGGGAAUUACUUUUAUGAUGACAUUUUCAUAAUUUUUGGGGCGAUUUUUUUCGAAUGGCCAUUUUACUUGGAUUUUGAAUACUACAGAUCACAGAUUCGGCCUGAGACUAUUUUUCAAGUUUUAUUAAGUCCAUUUAGCACCCAUUUGGGCAUAUGUAUUCUAGGUCAAUUUUUGUCAGAUUUCAAAGGGGUACCAUCACAAAUUUCGGGCGAUUUUCCCGAAAUGCCAUUUUUUUAUAUUUUGAAUGCUACAGAUCAGUGAUUCUGCCUGAGGCUAUUCUCCACCAAUGGUGAAGUCUAUGGAUCAUAUUCUCCGCCUACGAUUAAGUCCAUUCAGCAACAAUUUGGGGGAAUUACUUUUAGUAUGGAAUUUUCGUAAAUUUUUGGGCGAAUUUUUUUUCGAAGAGCCAUUUUACUUGAAUUUUGAAGGCUACAGAUCAUAGAUUCGGCUUGAGGAUAUUCUUCAACUAUGAUUAAGUCCAUUAAGCACCGAUUUGGGGAUUUAUUCCAGGUCAAUUUUUGUUAGAUUCCAAAGGGGUACCAUCAUAGAAUUCAGGCGAUUUUCCCGAAAUUACAUUUUCUUGAGAUUUUGAAGGCUACGGAUCACGGAUCGGGCCAGAGGUUAUUCUCCACCGAUGGUGAAGUCUAUGGAUCAUGUUCUCCACCGACAAUUAAGUCCAUUAAGCAACAAUUUGAGGAAUUACUUUUAAGAUGGCAUUUUCGUAAUUUUUUGGGCGAUUUUUUUCGAAGGGACAUUUUACUUGGAUUUUGAAACCUGCAGAUCACUGAUUCGGCCUGAGACUAUUCUCCAAGGAUGAUUAAGUUCAUUAAGCACCAAUUUGGGCGGAUUUAUUCCGGGUCAAUUUUUGUGAGAUUUCAAAGGGGUACCAUCACAGAUUUCGGGCGAUUUUCCCGAAAUGACAUUUUCUUUCAAUUUUGAAGACUACGGAUCACGGAUUGGGCCGGAUGCUAUUCUCCACUGAUAGUGAAGUCUAUGGAUCUUGUUCUCCACCGACGAUUAAGUCAAUUAAGCAACAAUUUGGAGGGUAUUACUUUUAGGAUGACAUUUUCUUAAAUUUUUUAGCGAUUUUUUUUCCCGAAGGGCCAUUUUUCUAGGAUUUUGAAUGCUACAGAUCACAGAUUUGGCCUGAGACUAUUCUUCAACAAUGAUUAAGUCCAUUAAGCAUUGAUUUGGGCGGAUUUAAUCAGGGUCAAUUUUUGUCAGAUUCCAAAGGGGUACCAUCAUAGAUUUCGGGCGAUUUUCCCGAAAUGAUAUUUUCUGGAGACUUUGAAUCCUACAGAUCACAUAUCAGAGGCUAUUCUCCAUCGAUGGUGAAGUCUAUGGAUCCUGUUCUCAACCGACGAUUUAGUCCAUUAAGCAACAAUUUGGGGAAAUUACUUUUAGGAUGACAUUUUCGUAUUUUUUUGAUCGAUUUUUUCAAAAGGUCAUUUUACUUGGAUUUUGAAGACUACAGAUCACAAAUUCGGUCUGAGACUAUUUUUCAAGUAUGAUUAAAUCCAUUAAGCACCCAUUUUGGUAGAUUUAUUCUGAGUCAAUUUUUCUCAGAUUCCAAAGGGGUACCAUCACAGAUUUUUGGUGAUUUUAUCGAAAUACCAUUUUCUUGAGAUUUUGAAUCCUACGGAUCAGUGAUUCGGGCUGAGGCUAUUCUCCACCGAUGGUGAAGUCUAUGGAUCCUAUUCUCCGCCUACGAUUAAGUCCAUUAAGCAACAAUUUGGGGGAAUUACUUUUAGGAUGGCAUUUCCAUAAAUUAUUGGGCGAAUUUUUUUUUUCAAAUGACCGUUUUACUUCGAUUUUGAAGGCUACAGAUCACAGAUUUGGCCUGAGACUAUUCUUUUAGGAUGAUUAAGUUCAUUAAGCACUGGUUUGGGCGGAUUUAUUGCAGGUCAAUUUUUGUUAGAUUCCAAAGGAGUACCAUUACAGAUUUCGACGCGAUUUUCCUGAAAUGACAUUUUUUCGAUUUUGAAGACUACGUAUCACAGAUCGGGCUUGAGCCUAUUCUCCACUGAUGGUGAAGUCUAUGGAUCCUGUUCUCCACCGACGAUUAAGUCAAUUAAGCAACAAUUAGGGGGAAUUACUUUUAGGAUGACAUUUUCGUAAAUUUUUGGGCGAUUUUUUUUCGAAGGGCCGUUUCUCUUUGAUUUUGAAUGCUACAUAUCCCAAAUUUGGCCUGAGACUAUACUUCAAGGAUGAUUAACUCCAUUAAGUAGCGAUUUGGGUUGAUUUAUUCCGGGUCAAUUUUUGUAAGAUUCCAAAGGGGUACCAUCACAAAUUUUGGCGAUUUCCCGAAAUGACAUUUUUUGAGAUUUUGAAGGCUACGGAUCACGGAUCGGGCCAGAGGCUAUUCUCCACUGAUGGUGAAGUCUAUGAAUCAUGUUCUCCACCGACGAUUAAGUCCAUUAAACAACAAUUUGGGGUAAUUACUAUUAGGAUGACAUUUUCGUAAAUUUUUUGGGCGAUUUUUUUCAAAGGGCCAUUUUACUUAUAUUUUGAGGACUACAGAUCACAGAUUCGGCUUGAGACUAUUUUUCAAGUAUGAUUAAGUCUAGUAAGCACCCAUUUGAGCAGAUUUAUUUCUGGUCAAUUUUUUUUAGAUUCCAAAGGGGUACCAACACAGAUUUCGGGCGAUUUUGCCGAAAUACCAUUUUCUUUCGAUUUUGAAUGUUGCGGUUCAAUGAUUCGGCCCGAGGCUAUUCUCCACCGAUGGUGAAGUCUAUGGAUCUUAUUCUCCGCCUACGAUUAAGUCCAUUAAGCAACAAUUUGGUUGAAUUACUUUUAGGAUGGCAUUUUAGUAAAUUUUUUGGUGAUUUUUUUUUCGAAUGACCAUUUUUCUUGGAUUUUGAAGGCUACAAAACACAGAAUCAGCCUGAGACUAUUCUUCAAGGAUGAUUAAGUCCAUUAAGCACCGAUUCGGGUGGAUUUAUUACCGGUCAAUUUUUGUUGGAUUCCAAAGCGGUAACAUCACAGAUUUUGGGCGAUUUUCCUGAAAUGGCAUUUUCUUUCGAUUUUGAAGGCUACGGAUCGCGGAUCGAGCCAGAGGCUAUUCUCCAUCGGUUGUGAAGUCUAUGGAUCUUGUUCUCCACCGAAGAUUAAGUCCAUUAAGCAAAAAUUUGGGGGAAUUACUUAUAGGAUGGUUUUUUAGUAAUUUUUUGUGCGGCUUUUUUUGGAGGGCCAUUUUAUUUUGAUUUUGAAGGCUACAGAUCACAGAUUUCACUUGAGACUAUUCUUCAAGGAUGCUUAAGUCCAUUAAGCACCUAUUUGGGCGGAUUUUUUCCGUGUCAUUUUUUGUCAGAAUCUAAAGGGGGUACCAUCACAAAUUUCUUGUGAUUUUCUCAAAAUACCAUUUUCUUUCGAUUUUGAAGGCUACUGACAAGCCAAAACACAACACCAAUCUGCGACCAAGUGUAAUCGCAGACCGGGAAUGCAGUAACAGGCAAGUUAUAUUAUCAACCCGGGCUCUAGAUCUACUGCUUACUCAGUGAUUCUCUAUUAUCUAGCCAACUAGAGUAAGUGAUUGUUGUUUAAACUGAAAGCAGAAAUAAAGCAGGAAAUUAAUCGGUUUUCUUAAGCAGGAAAGAGUCACUCGGGAAUGAAUCCCCCUAGCUCUUUAGUUAGGUUUCAAUUGCAAUUUACCCUGGGUUGAUUUACUGUUGAUUAAACUGCGGAAGAUCCGACAGUAGCUUGGAAUCUCUUAAGCUGACCAAGCCCUCUCAGUCUAACUACCCGGCAGACGACUAGUCUUCACCGGGAUAGAAAGCUGAAGCAGUAAGAACAGAAAUUCACUACUGGAAUUAGAUUCCAGUACAAAGCAGUAAACUGGCUAACUCUCGUAUAACCAGUCUCCUACUAUCGAAUGAUGAGACUCUAGCAACCUAAUCAGAUUCUAUCUAUCUCAGAUUGCAGCAGGAAUCAGGAAAAGUUGAUCAGACUUCAAUUGACUCAAUAAACAUGCAUCAUUCGAUUAAAAUCAAACAGUAAUAUCAUCCCAAGUCAUUACAAUCAAUCCCCUAACACAUAGAACUAGGGUUCUUCAUCCCCAAGUGAGAGAGAGGUUCUACUCCAUAGAGAGAGAAAAGAAAACAGUAAUCGGAGCAGUCAUACUCAUAAUGAUGAGGAAAAUCUGCUCCGGGAUGAUGAUUUCCACUCCUAGGACGAUCUCCAAGCUUGAAUUGAUGAAUUCCAGCUCCAAGAUGGCUUCUAGGGUGAGUUCUUCGCACUUUCUCUCUCUAAAGCUCUGUUUUUGCUCAAGAAAUUCGAUCUCCCCUUCCUUGGCUCGAUUCUGGCCUCAAAAACCCGACUCUGGGCGAAUUACGGGCUGAAUUACGGCCGUAAUCACGUCCUGCCCGUAAUUCGCCCCAAAACACACGUUUCAAUUAAGCUGAAGGAGGAGAAGAUACGCCCGUAAUUUCACAAUUACCGCCAGUAAUUUGGGAAUUACGGUCGUAAUUCUUGGAAGUCAUGCCCGUAAUUUUAUCACCGAGAGGAAAUUCUGGGGAAAAGGCUCGACAAUUGUUUUACGGGCAUGCCCUAACCAAUUACGGUCGUAAUUUGGCAGGGGCUGCCCGUAAUUCGCUCUGUGAUUCGCCAUCUGACCUCCGAAUGACCUGAAACUUGCGCCUAUGCCCCACUGUACUUGCUAGGACCUGAAAUAUGGCAAAACAAUACAACCUAGCGUAAAAUAGGCCAAGCAACAAUCAAUUCGAGCCAAAAUGGACAAGAAAUCUGAGUGAAAACA
This is a messenger RNA of Linum trigynum, 7789 nucleotides long. The record is from the annotation of a GenBank genome assembly. NCBI's taxonomy places the organism in Eukaryota, Viridiplantae, Streptophyta, Magnoliopsida, Malpighiales, Linaceae.